AUGCCUGACUGGAGCUGUGAGGCUUACAGUAGCCCCAUACAGGUUCCACAGAGGCGGGCCUUCCACCUGCCGGCGCGGGGCUCCGGGGGCGCAGCUCGGCGACCCCGUGUGGAGGCGCCGGACGCCCCUUCUCCACACCACUGGGGUCGGCCUGGAGGGGCCGGGAGGAGGCCAGGGGGUGGCCGUGUCGGGGCUGCCCCCGGCGUCCCCAGCGUCGCAGGUGGGGAGGAGGUGGCGCUGAUUCAGGACGAUGGACUGGGAUGUCUGUACUCGGGGCCCGCGUGUGGAAGUCGGGAGACCCAGGAGUGCUGGCCCUGGAGCCCCCUGGACCUGGGGGAGGCCAUCAACUGGCAGGCCUGGACUGGAACUGCGUAUGUUGUGCCAGCCAGGCAGAGGAGGCCCGAGGCUGAGGACCCCCCGAUCCCCCCACUCUGCCCCUCUCACAAGGCAGUCUGCCCCUGCCCCCGGAGCUUUUUGAGCGGCCUGGGCAUCCUUCCACGUGCUGUGGGCCUGCCGCUCGUGGGCAGAAUUCCUCUGUACAAGUUCACAUCCAUCCGACGGACCAUGUCCGAGGCAGGCGGACCCGUGGAGGAGCUGAUUGCUCCGGGCCCCAUCUCAAAGUACUCCCAGGGGAUGCCCGCCGUGGGCCAGGGGCCUAUUCCCGAGAUGCUGAAGAACUACAUGGACGCCCAGUACUACGGGGAGAUCGGCAUCGGGACCCCGCCCCAGUGUUUCACAGUUGUCUUCGACACUGGCUCAUCCAACCUGUGGGUCCCAUCGGUCAACUGCAAACUGCUGGACAUCGCCUGCUGGAUCCACCACAAGUACAACAGCAAGAAAUCCAGCACCUACGUGAAGAACGGCACCACUUUUGACAUCCACUACGGCUCGGGCAGCCUCUCCGGGUACCUGAGCCAGGACACCGUGUCGGUGCCCUGCAGUCCAGCUGUGCGUGGCGUCAAAGUGCAGUGGCAGAUCUUUGGGGAGGCCACCAAGCAGCCGGGCAUCACCUUCAUCGCGGCCAAGUUUGACGGCAUUCUGGGCAUGGCGUACCCCCGCAUCUCGGUCAACGAUGUGCUGCCUGUCUUCGACAACGUGAUGCGACAGAAGCUAGUGGACAACAACAUCUUCUCCUUCUACCUGAACAGGGACCCAAAUGUGCAGCCUGGAGGUGAACUGAUGCUAGGCGGUUUCGAUUCCAAGUACUACAAGGGCUCCCUGUCCUAUGUCAACGUCACCCGCCAGGCCUACUGGCAGGUCCGCCUUGACCAGAUGGACGUGGGCAGCGGGUUGACCCUGUGCCAGGGGGGCUGCGAGGCCAUCGUGGACACGGGCACCUCCCUCCUGGUGGGCCCUGUGGACGAGGUGCGCGAGCUGCAGAAGGCCAUUGGCGCCAUACCGCUGAUCCAGGGUGAGUACAUGAUCCCCUGUGAGAAGGUGUCCAGCCUGCCCCCCGUCACCCUGAAGCUGGGUGGCAAAGCCUACAGUCUGUCUGCAGAGGACUACACGCUCAAGGUGUCACAGGGCGGGAAGACCAUCUGCCUGAGUGGCUUCAUGGGCAUGGACAUCCCCCCGCCUGCUGGGCCACUCUGGAUCCUGGGUGAUGUCUUCAUUGGCCGUUACUACACGGUGUUUGACCGCGACAACAACAGGGUGGGCUUCGCUGAGGCCGCCAGGCUUUAGCAUGCUCCCCUACCCACCCGCUGGCAGAGAAUUGGAGCAAAGUCCAGCAGGAGGAGGCCGGCCAGUCCCCAGCCCGGUCCCCCCAACCCCACUCACUCACACUUGCACAGCUGCCCACUGCCCAGGCUCUUGGAGGCCGCGGCCCGGCCCACUGUUCUGUUCUGUGGUUUCCCCUCCCUGUCUGUGUUCUGGAAGGGCAGAGGCUGAUCAGGUACGUGGAUCUGUUUCCUUCAUUUGGAAGGCCCAGCUAGGGCUUGCUAGCUGAUGAGUUGAGCACCCCAGGAGCCCCCUCCCCUGGUGUCCACUGGGCUGCACCAGGCAGCUGCCACCUCUUGGAGCUUCCUCCAGAAACCUGCCCUGCCCGAGGGCCCUUCUGCCCAGCCUAGGCUGGAGCCAGGCUCUGCUACCUCCACCGUCCAUUUGUCCCACCCGUUGAGAAAGGGGUUGCCAAGGCCUGAGGAUAAGCAGGAAGGAUCUGGAAGGAGUGAGAGGGGACAGAAGCCAGCAGGGUCAUUGCAGUGCCUGACCCCAUGGGGGUGGGGGAGGGUGACAUUUGUUGACUUGGGGGUUGGGGCAGAAGAGUGGGGGAUGGGCGCCGGCUUUCCCCUGUGCUGAUCUCUGCUGGCCUCUUGGGCAGCCGAGGGCUGAAGUCAACAUGGAAAUACAGCUGCUUAGGCCUCUUU
This is a messenger RNA of Galeopterus variegatus (Sunda flying lemur), 2366 nucleotides long. RefSeq names its product cathepsin D (gene CTSD). Bases 1 to 1683 code for a protein of 560 amino acids. Gene Ontology annotation, molecular function: aspartic-type endopeptidase activity. NCBI's taxonomy places the organism in Eukaryota, Metazoa, Chordata, Mammalia, Dermoptera, Cynocephalidae. Gene Ontology annotation, biological process: proteolysis. Gene Ontology annotation, cellular component: lysosome. The record is from RefSeq and is a predicted model, not a curated record. The transcript has 11 exons.